This is a messenger RNA of Oryzias latipes (Japanese medaka), 2168 nucleotides long. The record is from RefSeq and is a predicted model, not a curated record. Lineage: Eukaryota; Metazoa; Chordata; Actinopteri; Beloniformes; Adrianichthyidae.
UCAGCGCGCAUGCGCCACGAAGGGUUCUGUUCGCAAAACGUCGCUGAAGUUCGCGUCCGAUUGGGAAUUUGCGGGCAAAUUUUAGAGGAAAUGGGAUUUUCAAAAUAAAGCAGCUUUUGUGUUCAUAUUUCUGCGGUGAAACAGAUCAUUCAGGGAUUCUGUGACCAGCCGGAGUUUCUCUGAAGGGUUUUCUCUGCAUAAACCAAACCAGCUGAUCAUUUGAGCUUUUUGACUCAAAACUGUUUCCACAUCACCUGAUCUCCAUGGAAGAUGUUCCUCCGGGCGCUGUGGUCCAGACGGGGGGCUCUGCGGCCCGCCGAGAGAUUCCGGGUCUUCUCCUCCGUCCUCCAUGGCUCUGAUCCCAAACCCAGACCUGCGUCCUCCGAAGCUCCUCCCCCUCAGCACAGAAGGCUCCACCCUCCGUCUGGACUCAGAAGUUCUGCUCGUUUCUACUCAACCAGCAUCGUAAAGUCGGUGUUGAAGUCGGGUCUGAAACCGGCGCCGCUGCCUGGAAAAAGGGCCCCUAAGGGCCCCCGCACCAAGCAGCCAUCACGGGCCAACCAGCCAUCCCAGAAGCAGGACGAGGACAUGAUGCAAUGCAUCGCCUUCGCCACAGCGGACCAGUACCACCUACCGACGCUCUGCCACGACUUAACCAACCACGGCUUCCAGGAGAUAGACCUGCCACGAGAUGCCUCCAAUGUUCUGGGGAUGAGCACAGAGACGGCUGCCAAACCAGAAGACGACGCUCUGAUGUUCUUCUUCAGGGAAGGAUCCGUUGUUUUCUGGAACGUUGAGGAGAAAACGAUGAAGCAGGUUCUGAGGGUUCUGGAGCAUCAUGAGAUCCAGCCGUACGAAGUGGCCUUGGUUCACUGGGAGAACGAGGAGAUCAACUACACGCUUGGAGAGGGGAACACCCGGCUGGAGCGCGGAGACUUCUUCCUGAGCUUGGACAUCAGUCAGCAGGAGGCGGUUCUGGAGAAGUUUGCGUUUUCCAACGCGCUGUGUUUGUCUGUGAAGUUGGCCAUCUGGGAGGUGGCUUUAGACAGCUUUGUGGAGUCCAUCCAGUCCAUCCCAGAGACUCUGAAGUCUGGAAAAAGAAUUCGGCUGUCCUCUGCAGAGGUCAUGCAGAAGAUCGGAGAGCUUUUCACUUUGAGACACUGCAUAAACCUGAGGUCCGACCUGCUCAUCACUCCUGACUUCUACUGGGACAGAGAAAACCUGGAGAAGCUCUACGAAAAGACGUGUCAGUUCCUCAGCAUCAACCGCAGAGUCAACGUGGUGAACGAGAAGCUGGAGCACUGCUCGCAGCUCACAGACCUGAUGAGGAGCCACCUGAGCGAGAAGCACAGCCUGAGGCUGGAGUGGAUGAUCAUCAUCCUCAUCACCAUCGAGGUCAUGUUUGAACUUGCCAAAAUGAUCUUCUGAGGACGCUGAAGAUGGUGAACGUUUGUCCACAAAACAAACCAAAUCUUUCUGCUGGACUUCCAACCUUCAAAAUAAAGGUCUGCUGACUUGGACGUGUCGCAGCCGCAGUCAAAGCUGCGUCUGCGUGACCAUCGGGGGAGGGAAGACACCAGCGGGAUGUGCCGUUAAUAAUUUAUUAAGAUCAACAUUGUUUCUGCUCAAGCUGAAUACAGGAGAGAGUUUACAAAAGUUAAAUGUGGAUUAGGAGGAGAGACCAGAAAACGCUGCAUUCAGGUGCUGCAGGAAAGGGCAGCGCAGGAAUCAGAUUAAAUGCUUGUUGUCAUUGGUUCAUCAUGCCUUCUGGGUAAAAACGAGAAGCUGGAAAAGCACUGAUCCUGUACAGUUCAAAUCUGCUGAUCCAGCUUCUCCUGCAGGAGUUGAAGGCUUGACGUAUCUACAUGCAGACGCUGUGAUGGGAGCAGUUUGUUAAAAAGGAGAUCUGUACGGACAUCAGCGUGAAGAAACAGAUGAGCUCCUCCUGAGAAGAUCUGCGACUCCACGGCUUUAGUGUCAGCAGGAGGAGCAUCUCAGCGGGAGGAUGGGUGGAGGAGCUCCUCCUCCUUCCUCUGGUUAGUUUUUCAGGCCUGUGAAGGAAACGGAGCGUCAGGAAAAGCGUUUUUCAUGAAGGUCUCCCUCUAGUGUCUGCUUUAAGGAACUGCAGCAGCAACUGUUCCCUGAUAAUAAAGAACUUUGAAGCAUCU